This is a messenger RNA of Columba livia (rock pigeon), 5206 nucleotides long. RefSeq names its product Kell metallo-endopeptidase (Kell blood group) (gene KEL). Gene Ontology annotation, molecular function: metalloendopeptidase activity. The record is from RefSeq and is a predicted model, not a curated record. Gene Ontology annotation, biological process: protein processing. The coding region runs from base 1768 to 3786 and encodes 672 amino acids. Gene Ontology annotation, cellular component: plasma membrane. The transcript is spliced from 18 exons. NCBI's taxonomy places the organism in Eukaryota, Metazoa, Chordata, Aves, Columbiformes, Columbidae.
CCUUAUAGGUCACAUAAUAUAGACCUUAAUCCAGUUUCUAAGUAGAUCUACACCACCGAUUUUGACUCUCCUGUCUCUUCUUUUGGGGUAUGCUAUUCUCUUGGAGCAAGGUGUUCUCAGCCAGGUACUUCUCUGUUUCACAUUGGAGUUGUGAGAGGGACAGUCUGAUUCUCUUACAGAUUUAAAAAGAUCUAUUAUUUGAUGCAUUUUCCAUUUCAAAAGGAACAUAAUGUAUAGGCCCCAUAUAGACCUACUCUUAACCUGAGGUUGGGCAGAAAUUGCAGUGACUGUCUUCAAGUACCUAUUUCUUGUUAGUAUCUCCACUGCCAUGCCAUUUAGUACUCAAAAGGGAGAAACAGAUGUCCUCUGAUAACAUGACACCAAAGAAUUGCAAAAUUAUAAGUAUUUCAUAGUAGGAAUAGACCAGAUUUUCAAUGUGAAAAAACCAAAAAUGCUAUUGCAACAGAGAAGUCAGGAGCAUUGUGAAUGUCAAUCAUUCACUCUCUCCUAAAUGGUGACAGAUGAGGGCUUCCAUGUUGAAGAAUGCUUUUUCUUUUUCCUUUUCAGCCAAGCAAAUUUUCUUUCACUCACUUCCCUGUCAUACUGUUAGAUCAUGGCACUUACUCCAUACUUGAGGAGUAAAAGCUAAAGUGUUUUAUUACAGGGCAUACAAAAGGAAUUUAGAUUCCCUCCUUUAUACUUUGCACACUGUACUUUGCUGGUACUAUCAUGUUCUUUAUCUAGCACCUAUUAACUCCAGGAUUCACUUGUAUGUACUUGCUCUCCAUUUAAGUACUCCAUAUCCUGCCUGAAGAAGUCAGGAGGAUGGGAUUUUAAAGGGAGAAAAGCAGUUAGCUAUUUAACUCUUGUUAGCAGUUGCCAGGAGUCAAGUAAGCUGACGUGCUUUUGGGAUGGUCCUGUUAAUGAUCAAAUAAAAUGCAUGCUUGAAAGAUAGAAAAUGAUGAGGUCUUGUUUUCUGUUUCUUUCUGUUAGUGCUUUUGUACAGGAAUUGUAUAUAGUAUAUUAGGGAACAUGAUUAACAGCAGACUCAUUAAUUUCCUUAGCCUUUCCUCAGGUGAACUGGUAUAUUCUGUGAGGUACUUCAUUCUUGUAGAAUUUUGUUUCAUUUCUUCUCAUGAUUUUGGUAAAGAUUUAUGUUUUCUGGUUUUUGACAAAGAAGAUAGAUGCCAAACAUGGUGGCAAAUGCAGUUUAGCUGCAGCAAGGGCAGGCGAGGGAAGACAAUACAGAACCUGAAAGUCAUGAGAAGGCAGGCAAGAAAUGACUUUACCAGCAGGGGGUGCACCCCCACAGUACAGCAAUGAGGGGAGUAAGGCAGGGCUGGUGACAGUAGUUUGAGUCAACCAAGAGUGUAAAUUGUCAGGUAAGUCCACUGUGAGGAGGUAGGUCCAAGGUAAAACCCGCAGAAUGACAUUUGUAGAUGAAGGUCAGUAUCCAGAUCAAUGGGGUACAUGGCCAGCCAUAGGGAUGGCUGCUGUUGUAGCAUAGCUCAGAUGGAGAUGAGACAUGAGAACUGCAAAAAGCAGCUCCCAAGUGAAGAAGUGGGCACCUCCACCAAGGCUGCUACUAGCUUUUUCUCAACAUAGUCAUCUAGCUUCCUUUGCAGUCAAUUGAGAAAAAGACAGACCGGUGACGAAAAGCUGAGAACAGGUGCAAAGAAAGAACGAUGCCUUCAGGGGAAAAGCCUACUUCUGUGUACCCUUCUUCUCAGUACUCUCGUUGGCUUUACACUGCUUAUCACCUACAUCAUGAUGACUUGUGGCCUAGGAUCCUGUGAUGCUGAGCUGGAUCUUACACUGUUGGCCAGACUCCUGAAUUCUAGGAAUGACACUGUAGACCCCUGUGAGGAUUUCUACAAAUAUGCCUGUGGCAGCUGGGGAGGCCAACACUCAAGCAAAACCACAGAAGAAUCACUAAAUGUAUUUGAUAUGUUGUUCGAAGAAAACCAGUUGAUCCUGAAAAGGCUUUUAGAGGGUCCACAGUUUGCGAUAAGAGGCUCAGCUAAGGAGAAAGCAAUUCAGUUCUAUCACUCCUGCAUGGAUACCCAACAGAUAGAAUCCCAAGGAACUCAACCAUUGAAGAACCUCCUAAAUCAGUUUGGUGGAUGGAAUAUCACAGGUAUGGGGAAAGCAAAAGAUUUUAAUGAAACUCUUCAGACUCUCAUGGGCAGAUACAGCACUUUUCCCUUUUUCAGAGUCUAUGUGGGACCUAGUCCUUUUGACCUCAAGACGAGUAUUAUUCAGAUUGGCCAUCCUGAGUUUGAGAUACCACCUGAGAGUAAAUUCAAAGAGAAAAAUUAUCUUGAGGUUCUCCGUGUGUAUCUCUCAUAUUUGAAGAAACUGGGUGGCCUACUUGGAGGGCCACAGGAUGUUCCUCCUGAUUCCUUUUCCCUUACCUUGUCCUUCAUCUCUAACCUCCAGCGAGUUGUCACCCCGCUGCAGGAAAGACAGCAGAGGGGGAUGCUGUUCUUUCAAACUACCAUUAGGGAGCUGCAGGAAAAGGCACCUGCUAUUGACUGGCUGUCAUGUCUCCAGGCUGUCUUCCAUCCUAUGCCAAUGAACCUCUCUCAGCCAAUUGCAGUGCAUGAUAUGGAUUACUUAAAAGGCAUGUCACAGCUCAUUGAACAAUGGCAUGAGGAAAGGGUCCUUCACAUUUAUAUGAUUGUUUGUCUGGUUGGGAAUCUCUCCCCAGCCCUUGACAGUCGAUUCCAAGAUGCGCGCCUGGAGCUGUCUAAGAUUCUUUACGGAAAAAAGGGAUCCAGAAUGAUCCCAGCUGAGCGCUGGAGGAAGUGUUUGACUGAUACCAGCUCUUUCUUUGAACCAGUUCUAGGGCAGAUGAUUGUGCAAGAAAUUUUCCCUCAGCAGACCAAGAAACUUGCUGAGCAGAUGUUCUCUGAGAUCCGAGAUACACUCUACAGCCAACUGGAUCAGUUGGAGUGGAUGGAUGAACAGACUCACCAAGAGGCUAAAGUCUUGGUUUCUAAACUGCAAGCGAAGAUUGGCUAUCCAGCUCACAUACUCCAGACUUCCAAAUUGAACAUGGAAUACCAGAAUCUGGAGAUAAAUGAAGACACUUUUUUCCUCAAUGUGGUGGCUUGCUUGGAAAUACUGAGGGAAAAUUCCUAUUUGAAACUCCUUCAGCAUCACUCACAGGAGAACUGGCAUGUGUCCCCCUGGGCUGUGCAGUCAUACUACUCAAUAACACAGCACAUGGUGGUCUUUCCUGCUGGAAUGUUCCGCAGCCCUUUUUUCCACAUGAAGUUUCCCAGUGCUGUGAACUUUGGAGCCAUUGGGGUCUUCAUGGCCCAUGAACUUCUUCAUGCAUUCUAUGGUUAUGUGCAGCCGGGGGGCUGUCCAACAUGCAACAGGAGUGCACUACAGAAAUCUAUAGACUGCUUGGUUGAACAGUAUGAAAGCUAUGGCUUUAAGGUUAAUGGUACUUCUACACUAUUGGAGAAUACAGCUGACACUGGAGGGCUUGCCAUCGCUUACAAGGCCUAUAAGAAUUGGGUGAAAAAGCACAAAGAAGAGAAGGAUUUACCUGAGAUUGGACUUUCACAUGACCAGCUUUUCUACCUCAGUUUUGCUCAUGCAAUGUGUGGACAUGAGGAUCCUGAGAGACUACAGUCUUCCCAGAACACAGAUCUGCACAGUCCCUUGCCACUUCGUGUCUGGGGGCCUGUCAGCAAUAGCGAGGACUUUGCCAAGCACUUCCAGUGUUUCAGUGGAUCCCCAAUGAACUCAGACAACAAGUGCCACAUCUGGUAGCCUGGAGGGAAAAGGAGGACAAGAGAUAUGACCCCAGGAAGAGGAAGGCCUGAUCCAUGACAGUAUGACCAUCUUCUCAAGGUCCCUAGGCUCUUACUCACUCCUCUACAUUCCUCUUUUUGUUAUACUUUCCUCAGCAAUUGAUGGUAGCAAAAUUCUUAAACUGAGCUCAUAAGGGAAAGAGUCUCCUCCUGCUCCUCUCAGCACUAUGUCCCAGAUGCCACAACUCUGGGGUUUUACAAGUCUCAAGGUAUCAUGAUCACUAGCCAGUGUCUAGUAGGCAAGAACUUGUUGUAAAGAACUUGAGGAGUUGUAAACAUGAGCAUUACAUUAUUAGUUCCUGUAUUCAGUACAUUUCCCUUUCUAUCCAGCAGCCUCAGAGCCAUGUUAAAGGGACAGGGCAAUAAGCUGGAGCUUGAGGACUUGUACAUGUAAGAUUGGCUCUUAGGGAAAUCCUGUGGGUUACUGUGCAAAACAUUCAUGUAAGUUACCAGAGAGGGAAGAAUGCUCUUCUCUUCUUCUACCAAUAAAUGGGGAUAGAUAGUAGGAAAGACAGCAUGGCUGCAGCUUCUAGGCUGAAAUAAUAAUAAUGGUUACUAAAGGCCUUCCCUGUUCUUUUUUUGUUUCAUCAGCAAAACUCCUAAGAGACAAGAGGAAAGCAUCCCCAUUGGUGGGAGGGGGAUUGGGAACUGAGUACCAGUUAUCUUUCUUCUUUCUUUUCCAACAAGAUUCUCAUUUCUUAGUCUCAGUUUAGGGUUGAGGAUAUGGGUGAAGGUGGAGCAUGGGGCAGUCACAAGGAUUUGUAGAAUUCUGAGAAUUUCUCUGGAUCCUGAACCUGGUUCUCUCAUCCCUAUAUUUGUACAUUUGUAAAUAUUUACCGCCAAAACAGAGGAGUAGAGCUGCUGUAGGAUUUUACUUUCUAACUGAAAUUGAAAUUUAGGUAUUAUUUACUUUAGAGGAAAAACAGAAUAACAAGUAACAAGUAACAUAUUUUAGGGUAGCAGGAGAAGUGCUUAAAGCACAUUCUCAAGAGCAACCUAAUAAUUACAUCAGUUUCAGGAUCUGAUAAUUAGAAAACCUAUACCAAUGUUCUAAAAUUUGCCAAAGUUAAGUAGCAUACAAAGUACUCCUACCUGUUGUAUGGUCUUUGAACUGUUCUUGACUAUGGGAGAAUUUUUAUCUUACUUAUUAUAUUGGCUGUUUAGGUUUUUGAUUGUUUGUGGAGUAGGUGAUGACAAGUGGAAACAUACCAUACUUUCAAUGUAAGCAUUGUAAAAAUUGUGAAAAUCCCAAUACUUGUAUUAAUCCUUUCCAAGUACUGACCAAUGCAGCAAAAUAUGUUCCAGGGACAGACUGUUUAUGGAUUUUGUUUUCAUUAAUUAACCGAAAUACUAAUAAAGUGUUUGCUUCAGAGAAAAAA